AGAAGUUUCAUUUUCUCCCAAGACGUUCCAAAAUGCCCAAGAAAAUCUUGAUAUCGGUGAGUAUGAGGUGCGAAAAGUGUCGUUCAGAAGCUCUCAAGAUUGGAGCCAAAACCACUGGAGUGACAUUUGUGGGAAUAGAAGGAGAAGAGAAAGACAAAGUGGUGGUCAUCGGAGAAGGAGUCGACGCCGCAUGCUUAGUUGUUCGCCUUCGCAAGAAAGUUGGUUUUGCUGAUAUUAUCAGCGUUGCUGAUGUUGACUCUUAACAAAACUAAGUCUUAUUCUAGUAUUAACUCUUUUUUAUUUUUAUUUUUUCC
Messenger RNA from Capsella rubella, 314 nucleotides. RefSeq names its product heavy metal-associated isoprenylated plant protein 47. The transcript is spliced from 3 exons. NCBI's taxonomy places the organism in Eukaryota, Viridiplantae, Streptophyta, Magnoliopsida, Brassicales, Brassicaceae. The record is from RefSeq and is a predicted model, not a curated record. Bases 33 to 263 code for a protein of 76 amino acids.